UCAGUCGUCAGUGGCCAUUAAAAUGGCUACCACGAACGAUUCGAAGGCGCCUGUGCGCCAAGUAAAAAGAGUGCAAUUUGGUAUAUUAUCACCAGAUGAAAUCCGACGUAUGUCAGUUACGGAGGGGGGCAUCCGCUUCCCCGAGACGAUGGAAGGUGGUCGUCCAAAGUUGGGUGGCCUUAUGGAUCCUCGACAAGGGGUGAUUGACAGGAGCUCCCGAUGUCAGACAUGUGCAGGAAAUAUGACUGAGUGUCCUGGGCAUUUUGGACACAUUGAUUUAGCUAAACCAGUCUUUCAUAUUGGUUUCAUCACAAAAACAAUAAAAAUACUGAGAUGUGUAUGCUUUUAUUGUUCGAAGUUGCUUGUCAGCCCAACAAAUCCAAAGAUAAAAGAAGUGGUUAUGAAAUCAAAAGGACAGCCACGUAAAAGACUGACUUACGUCUAUGACUUAUGUAAAGGCAAAAACAUUUGCGAAGGAGGUGAAGACAUGGACUUAGGAAAAGAGGGUGAAGAAGGUAAAAGAGGCUCCGGUCAUGGCGGUUGCGGUCACUACCAGCCUUCCAUCAGACGGCAAGGGUUAGAUCUCACAGCAGAAUGGAAACAUGCAAAUGAAGACACACAGGAAAAAAAGAUUAUAAUUACUGCAGAGCGAGUGUGGGAAAUUCUCAAACACAUAACAGAUGAAGAAUCCUUCAUACUGGGUAUGGACCCUAAAUUUGCAAGGCCCGAUUGGAUGAUCGUAACAGUGCUCCCAGUUCCACCACUGUCAGUAAGGCCUGCAGUCGUUAUGUUUGGGGCUGCUAAAAAUCAGGAUGACUUGACACACAAACUUGCUGACAUCAUCAAAUCAAACAAUGAAUUGAUGCGAAAUGAACAGUCAGGAGCAGCAGCUCAUGUCCUGGCUGAAAAUAUAAGAAUGCUACAGUUUCAUGUUGCCACUUUUGUCGACAAUGAUAUGCCUGGAAUGCCAAGGGCCAUGCAGAAGUCUGGAAAACCACUCAAAGCAAUUAAAGCCCGUCUGAAAGGAAAAGAAGGCAGAAUCAGAGGAAACCUGAUGGGAAAACGUGUAGAUUUCUCUGCACGUACUGUAAUCACGCCCGACCCGAAUUUACGUAUUGACCAAGUAGGAGUGCCCAGGUCUAUUGCACAAAAUUUGACCUUCCCAGAGUUGGUCACUCCUUUCAACAUUGACAGAAUGCAAGAACUUGUACGGCGUGGUAAUGCUCAGUACCCAGGUGCCAAAUACAUUGUUAGGGAAAAUGGAGAGAGGAUAGAUUUGAGGUUUCAUCCUAAGCCAUCAGAUUUACAUCUGCAAUAUGGCUACAAAGUGGAAAGGCAUCUGAGGGAUGAUGACCUUGUAAUCUUCAACCGUCAACCUACUCUGCACAAAAUGAGUAUGAUGGGGCACAGAGUUAAAGUGCUACCAUGGUCCACAUUCCGUAUGAAUUUGAGUUGUACUUCUCCAUACAACGCUGAUUUUGAUGGAGAUGAAAUGAAUUUACAUGUGCCACAGUCUAUGGAAACCAGAGCUGAAGUAGAAAAUAUUCAUAUAACUCCACGACAAAUUAUUACGCCACAAGCUAACAAACCCGUCAUGGGUAUUGUACAGGACACAUUGACUGCUGUAAGGAAAAUGACCAAGAGAGAUGUAUUCUUGACCAAAGAACAAGUAAUGAAUCUUCUCAUGUUUUUGCCAACAUGGGAUGGUAAAAUUCCACAGCCUUGCAUUUUGAAGCCUCAACCACUUUGGACAGGCAAACAGAUAUUUACUUUGAUCAUUCCUGGAAAUGUAAACAUGAUUAGAACCCACUCUACUCAUCCAGAUGAAGAAGAUGAUGGACCAUACAAAUGGAUUUCACCCGGAGACACAAAAGUAGUUGUGGAACAUGGAGAACUACUUAUGGGUAUUUUGUGUAAGAAAUCACUUGGUGCCUCAGCAGGGUCUCUGCUUCACAUCUGCAUGUUGGAGUUGGGUCAUGAAACUGCUGGACGAUUUUAUGGUAACAUUCAGACUGUAAUCAACAAUUGGCUUCUAUUAGAAGGCCAUUCAAUCGGAAUCGGAGACACAAUUGCUGAUCCCCAAACCUAUUUAGAAAUUCAGCGAGCUAUCAUCAAAGCUAAAGAUGAUGUCAUAGAGGUCAUUCAAAAAGCCCACAACAUGGAGUUGGAGCCCACUCCUGGUAAUACACUGAGACAGACAUUCGAAAAUCAAGUAAAUCGUAUCCUAAACGACGCUCGUGACAAAACUGGUGGUUCUGCUAAGAAAUCUCUGACAGAAUAUAAUAACCUCAAGGCUAUGGUGGUGGCAGGUUCCAAAGGAUCCAACAUUAAUAUUUCUCAGGUUAUUGCUUGUGUAGGGCAACAAAACGUUGAAGGUAAACGUAUUCCGUUUGGUUUUCGUAAGAGAACACUGCCCCACUUCAUCAAAGACGACUAUGGUCCUGAAUCUAGAGGUUUCGUAGAAAACUCGUAUCUUGCCGGCCUGACCCCAUCUGAAUUCUAUUUCCACGCUAUGGGAGGUCGUGAAGGUCUUAUCGAUACUGCCGUGAAGACUGCUGAAACAGGAUAUAUCCAGCGUCGUCUGAUAAAGGCUAUGGAGUCUGUAAUGGUCCAUUAUGACGGAACAGUCCGUAACUCUGUUGGGCAACUGAUCCAGUUGAGAUACGGCGAAGACGGUCUCGCCGGUGAAACUGUCGAGUUCCAGAAUCUUCCCACUGUUAAACUGUCUAACAAAGCUUUUGAAAAGAAAUUCAAAUUCGACCCAUCUAACGAGAGGUACUUGAAGAGAAUUUUCAAUGAGGAUAUCAUCAAAGAGCUCACAGAAUCUGGAUACGUUAUUGCAGACCUUGAAAGCGAAUGGGAACAGCUAUGCAAAGAUCGAGAAAUCUUGCGACAGAUUUUCCCUAGUGGUGAAUCUAAAGUUGUAUUGCCAUGCAACUUCAAGAGAAUGAUUUGGAAUGUGCAAAAGAUCUUCCACAUCAACAUGAGGAUGCCCACAGACUUGAGCCCCAUUAAAGUGAUCCAAGGAGUGAAAGAUCUUCUGAAGAAGUGCGUGAUCGUAGCUGGAAAUGAUCGUUUGUCGAAGCAAGCUAAUGAGAACGCGACAUUGCUUUUCCAGUGCUUGGUCCGGUCUACUCUGUGCACCAAGUUUGUGUCAGAGGAGUACAGGCUUUCAACAGAAGCUUUCGAAUGGUUGAUUGGAGAAAUCGAAACUAGAUUCCAGCAGGCGCAAGUAAACCCUGGCGAAAUGGUCGGUGCGUUGGCUGCCCAGUCUCUCGGAGAACCAGCUACCCAGAUGACACUGAACACCUUCCACUUUGCUGGUGUGUCAUCCAAAAACGUAACUCUCGGUGUGCCGCGUCUAAAGGAAAUCAUCAACAUUUCCAAGAAACCCAAGGCUCCUUCUCUAACCGUAUUCUUGACUGGAGGUGCAGCCAGAGAUGCCGAGAAAGCUAAAAACGUUCUCUGCCGACUGGAACAUACCACAUUGCGCAAAGUGACAGCAAACACUGCUAUCUACUAUGACCCUGAUCCUCAAAAUACAGUUAUUGCUGAAGAUCAGGAGUUCGUCAAUGUUUACUACGAAAUGCCGGACUUUGAUCCCACUAAAAUUUCGCCGUGGCUGUUGCGUAUUGAAUUAGACCGCAAGAGAAUGACAGACAAGAAAUUGACUAUGGAACAGAUUGCAGAAAAGAUCAAUGCAGGGUUUGGAGAUGACUUGAAUUGCAUCUUCAAUGACGAUAAUGCCGAGAAGCUGGUAUUGCGUAUAAGAAUUAUGAACAAUGAAGACAACAAAUUCCAGGACAAUGACGAAGAAACCGUAGACAAAAUGGAAGACGACAUGUUCCUCCGGUGCAUUGAAGCCAAUAUGUUGUCUGACAUGACACUCCAAGGAAUUGAGGCCAUUGCUAAAGUAUACAUGCAUCUGCCUCAGACAGAAGCUAAAAAACGAAUCGUCAUCACUGAGCAGGGUGAAUUCAAAGCCAUCGCUGAAUGGUUGUUGGAAACUGACGGUACAUCUCUGAUGAAAGUAUUGUCUGAGCGCGACGUCGAUCCCGUUAGGACUUUCAGUAACGACAUCUGUGAGAUAUUCACAGUACUGGGAAUAGAGGCUGUCCGAAAAUCAGUAGAGAAAGAAAUGAACGCUGUGCUGCAGUUCUACGGUCUUUACGUGAACUACCGUCAUCUCGCUUUGCUUUGUGACGUCAUGACUGCUAAAGGUCAUCUUAUGGCUAUCACUCGUCACGGUAUCAACAGGCAAGACACUGGUGCCUUGAUGAGAUGUUCAUUCGAAGAAACAGUCGACGUACUUUUGGACGCUGCAAGCCACGCUGAAGUCGAUCCUAUGAGAGGCGUGUCUGAGAACAUUAUUAUGGGUCAAUUGCCCCGUAUGGGAACCGGAUGCUUCGAUUUACUUCUCGACGCUGAUAAAUGUAAACACGGAAUGGAAAUGGGAGGAUUAGGCGUCGGAGUCGCGGGCGGCAUGUACUUCGGUGUCGGCACCCCGUCGAUGACGCCACUCAUGACGCCCUGGUCGACGCAGAACACUCCGGGAUACGGCAGCAGCGUGUGGUCUCCAGGACAAGUCGGCAGCAGCAUGACUCCCGGCGGGCCGUCGUUCUCGCCGUCCGGAGCGUCGGAUGCUUCAGGGCUGUCGCCGGCGUACAGCGCGUGGUCGCCGCAGCCCGGCUCGCCCGGCUCGCCCGGCCCGCCGCUGUCGCCCUACGCCUCGCCCGCCGGCGCCUCGCCCUCGUACUCGCCCACCAGCCCCGUGUACGCGCCCGCGUCGCCCAGCCUCACGCCCACGUCCCCGCACUACUCGCCCACCAGCCCCUCCUACUCGCCCACCUCGCCCAACUACUCGCCCACGUCCCCGAUAUAUUCGCCCACGUCCCCCAGCUACUCGCCCACGUCGCCCGGCUACUCGCCCACGUCGCCCUCGUACUCGCCCACGUCGCCGAGCUACUCGCCGACCUCGCCGAGCUACUCGCCCACGAGCCCGGCCUACUCGCCGACCUCUCCCAGCUACUCGCCCACUUCCCCCAGCUACUCGCCCACGAGCCCCUCGUACUCGCCGACGAGCCCGUCGUAUUCCCCCACCAGUCCGUCGUACUCGCCCGCGUCGCCGGGCUACUCGCCGUCGUCGCCCAGCUACUCGCCGACCAGCCCGGUCUACAGCCCAACCUCGCGCAGCUACUCUCCGUCGUCGCCUAACUAUACGCCCACGUCGCCCGGGUACUCGCCGACCAGUCCCUCGUAUUCGCCCACUUCGCCGACUUACUCGCCGACUUCGCACAGCUACUCGCCGUCCUCUCCGAAGUACUCGCCGACGUCGCCCAAUUACUCGCCCAAGUCGCCGUCGCUCGCCGGCACCAGCCCCAACUAUUCGACGCCGACGAGCCCGCAGUACUCGCCGACGAGCCCGGCCUACUCGCCGUCGUCGCCGCAGCACCCGGGCAGCACGCGCUACUCGCCGUCGUCGCCGAACUAUUCGCCGUCGUCCCCGAACUACUCGCCGUCGUCUCCGGGCUACUCGCCGUCGUCCACCAAGUACUCGCCCACAUCGCAGACGUACACACCGACGUCGCCCAAUUACUCGCCGUCGUCGCCGGCCUACUCGCCGUCCUCCGCUGGGCCCUCUACAUAUUCCCCCAAUUCUCCGUCGUACACUCCGACUUCACCCAAUUACGAUGAUGGCGACGAUUAAACGGCUUUUUAGUGACCUAUUUUUUCUUGAUUAUAAUAAUAAUCGAUAUUGUUACAAAUGAAGUAAUGUACUGAACGCGAUGUUUAUAAGCUUGUAAGUAGAGCAUAUCAAUAAUGUAAUCAUUAUAAAAAUCCAUUAUACAAUUUAUGUAAUCUAAGUAAACCUGUUUUGUUACCUUGUUACGGUUCAGCAUUUGUGAUGUUUCACUUCUCAUUUAUCUUUAUUUUUUAAGGUAAUUAUAAUUUAAUAUUUAGAGUAAUAAAAACAUAAAAAAAUUAAUCUUAAGUGAUUUUAUCAUUCUUACCGAUGAUAGUGCCCGUGCGAAAGACGGUUUCCAAAUUCGUAUUUUAUAAAUAUGCUCCAAGACUUCUUGAACUUGACCAAAAAUGACUUUAAAUGAAAAUAAUUACAUGUUGUUAAUAAAUGUUUAUGAAUAAACAAUACGUAUAUUUUUAAGGCUA
This is a messenger RNA of Ostrinia furnacalis (Asian corn borer), 6168 nucleotides long. RefSeq names its product RNA polymerase II subunit RpII215 (gene RpII215). The record is from RefSeq and is a predicted model, not a curated record. Gene Ontology annotation, biological process: transcription by RNA polymerase II. Gene Ontology annotation, cellular component: RNA polymerase II, core complex. Bases 23 to 5707 code for a protein of 1894 amino acids. Lineage: Eukaryota; Metazoa; Arthropoda; Insecta; Lepidoptera; Crambidae. The transcript has 7 exons. Gene Ontology annotation, molecular function: DNA binding.